Messenger RNA from Ostrea edulis (European flat oyster), 7605 nucleotides. RefSeq lists its product as uncharacterized. The transcript is spliced from 2 exons. NCBI's taxonomy places the organism in Eukaryota, Metazoa, Mollusca, Bivalvia, Ostreida, Ostreidae. Gene Ontology annotation, molecular function: DNA-directed DNA polymerase activity; DNA binding; nucleotide binding. The record is from RefSeq and is a predicted model, not a curated record. Gene Ontology annotation, biological process: DNA replication. The coding region runs from base 2392 to 6351 and encodes 1319 amino acids.
AUAUUGUGUCACUAUACUGUUAUAAGGGAAAGCUUGGACAUGAUUCUACUAGUGCUCCGUGUUUUUCUGAUUUUUACUUUUCUGGAUAUAGCGUUAGGCAAAACAUGUGAAGAAAGACUUGAAAUUCUUGAGAAUCAAUUUGAUAGCCUUAAAUUACGACUUGACGACCAGGCUGUCGCUGACAACGGUUUAGGAAACAGUGGACAGGAUGAGGUAAAUAUCAAGCUCGAGAAAGAAAAUCAAGAUCUGGAAAGAAGAGUAGUGAGCCUUGAGGAAGCUCUAACUGACUCCAAUAGACAAAUGUACCUCCUUAAAGCUAGAGUCUCAGAAUUAGAACGUAAAAACCAGGAACAAGAAACCAGACUAACAGCUGUGGAAGGGAAUAGUCGAGUGUCCGAAAUGAAAAGUUCAAAUUGGGAGACAUUUCUUGACGGAAAAGCAGAAAAACUCACGAAAAAGAUUGAAAUUGUUGAUGAAAAGCACACUCCAUCAGACAAUUUUAAAAGUUCUCCAUUAAAUGACAAUACUUUGACACAAACAAAAGGAAGGAUUCUGACGUCCCUAAUCAAACACCAGGUGCCAGUUCAGGAAUAUUCACAAAUGGACGAUGCACCAAAUGUAGCGGUGGAAAAACGCCUCUUGUCCGGUGAGAAUCUCGUUAGCAAUGGUACCUUUUGAAUGCUAUGAAUAGAUGGUCGGUUGUAAGGAAAUCUUGCAGGAGUAACUAUAAAUUAGAAGGAAAUAUGCAAACAUGCAAUUAAAAAAAUAGACAAAUAAAUAUAAUCUAUUAUAGUUGUCACGUGCGUCGAGGAAGGACUGUUACCAAAUUAUUCCUUUUUCAAAUGUCACCGUACAUACAAUUGUUGGUAACUUACAUGUAUUAAUGGGACGUCAUAGGAAUAUAAUCAUCUUGCUGAAGUAGCAUCAAAGCACACAAAGUAUUCUUGGGAGCAAAAUGUAUAUCUGAAAGUAAUCCGGGAUUUUUUUUUUUUUUUUUUUUUUUUAGAAAAAUCUAAUACUAAUGAUAUAUUACUUUCGUUGAAUUUUCGCAAUUAACAUUGAUUCAAUGAAUUUAUAUAUUCAUUAGUUUACUACAUACAGAGUAAGAUAUGUGCCACUGCUAUAUGCAGAGACUCAAGUGUGUGAUAUUUUUAUCUUCAACCCCUCUAAUCAGCAAUGAACUCGUCCGUAUAGUGCCUAGCAUAUCUCAUGUUAUUCAUUGCGUGGACCCUGAGGUCCACACGCAGAAACUAUAUAAGCGAGUUGAAACUGGGUGUUAUGGGGGAAAAUACACAAAUGUACGUUUAACUGAAUCAGGAUCCUAUGGCUUGAUGAUGCGACCUUUAUUUACAAACUGGAUCAUAAGUGUACAGAUGUCGGACAAAUCAGCUUGCGUGCACAAGUUUAUGAAUGAUUAUUGGUAUUGUUCAAUACAAUGAGUACAUGUUAAGGAAAGGUACGAUAUCAUAUUACAGCUCUAGCCAGUGAUUGAUCCAGAAUAUUCUUGAAGGUUCUACGAUGGUGCGACCCAAGUUUCACUUUUACCACCCAGAUGUGUGUGUAUGUGUGUGUGUGUGUGUGUGUGUGUGUGUGUGUGUGCGUGCGUGAAAAUAUCCAGUCAAUCCAUUUAGACCCACCAUUGGCGAGCUAUGAGACUAAUAAUGAAUUAUCUGCAAGUUUGAAGAUUUUGAAAAUAUAUUUUUUAAAACAGUUUUAACAGUUUUUUAAAACAUCUGUUAGAAAUGUAUGCCUAUGAUCCACGUUUUGUAGUCAUUUUUAAAGGAUAGCAACUUGUUUAUUUACGAUUUCAAAGGGACUCGGGAGUGUUAAAGAGUAUAUCUUAAUCUACAACCUCGCUAAUCAGCAAUGAACUCGUCCAUUCGAUACUUGUUACAAAUAUAUAAGCAAACAAACAAACAAAAACAAAACACAAACUCUCAUUUAAAUUGAUAUAUCUCAGUAGUAUAACGCGUCCCGAUAGGGAGGUCAACUGAGUGCACUUUUUAUGCAAAUGAGGUCAAGUAAGGGCGUUUUUGAUUGGUCAAGCGGUGUCGGGGUCAACGGAGUGCACUAGGACGGGGUCAACCCCAGCAGGGGUUGUAGAGCGGGUGAAUAGGGUGGGUUAUGGCCGGUGGUCUAUGAUGCGGUACUUUCGCUUUGAGUUCCUGGAAUGAGUUCCUGCUAUUUUUCUGAAAAUCCAGUGAAAUCCUGUGUAUUAAAUCCUGUGUAUUAAAUCUAAAAGAAUAACACAAGGUUUUAAGUUGACAUGUUUAUUAAAGAACAAUAGUACAAUCCCCAGAGCUGGCACGGUCCCUAGUUUUACCCAGCGCUGUCUACAGGUAAUAUAUAUAUAAAGCGGCGCGCGGUGCAUUGGGUGUCACUUUCGACAUCAUGUCAGACAAGUUACCUACUGGACUUCCACGGAGUUAUAUUGAACAGCGAUUGAGAUUUUUGAAUGAUCAGCUGAACAGACAACGGCAGCGUGAAUUACAACUUCGCAGAGAGAAUCAACGACGACUACAGUAUUUACAGCGGGGAGGGGGGAAAAAGAAACUCAUUUCGGAUUAUUACAAAAUUCAACUGGAACGAGGACGUCAAUCACGGAAAUUUAAAGUCAAGGAAAAUGUCUACAAUGUUGCUUUCAAACCUAUUCCAGAGAAAGAAAAUACAGCUUUCAUUCGUCGGCUCUUCCGGGAUAUGUUAAAAAAUGUGAAACAGGAAAUGCAGUGCAAUCCCAAUGAUUAUCUACGUUUAAAUAUUCGGCACCCGUCUCUGGAUUCAGCUAUUUGGUACGAAUUUACGCAGUCCAAUCAGCUCAACGAGGACAAAAUUCUGAACAAAAUAGAAUCCGUCCAGCAAUCUAAAAAGGAAUUCCUAAUCACCGACGGGGCAGUGCAGAUGGAUUUUUUCCAUGUCAAAUAUCCACAAGGCAGCGGGUGCACUAAGAAAAAACAUCUACACAUGGAUAAGGAGAAAUUCAAAAACUCCAAGAGAGCGAUCGUUCGCAUUCAAAAUCCUGAGGAUUCUCUCUGCUUGUCCCGGGCUAUUGUGGUAGCACGUCUACACAGCCAGAAAUCAAACGACCCGGCAUGGGAAACGAAAUGGUUACGCAUGAGAAAAGGGGAUUUCAAAACGCUCGACCAGAAACGAGAAGCGAUAGCCUUGAUGGAACAAGCUGGGUGUGUUAUGAACCAGCCGUGUGGGCCGCGUGAAUGGGAGCAAUUACAGCACGCGCUCGCCCCACAGUAUCGAUUGAAAAUAUUUCAAUUCAAAACGAAUACAACUCGUUUACGACUGGAACCUAUUUACAAAGGACCGGGGUACGGGACUUGUUUGAAUAUCCUGCUGGAUAACGAGCAUUACGAUGCUAUUGUGUCUAUGACUGGAGUGACGGAAAACGGAUACUAUUGCGAUUAUUGCGAUGUUGGUUACAGUCACAUUGAAGAUCAUCGGACCGUCUGUCCUCAUCGAUGCUCAUUUUGUUUAGCCGAUACCCGCUGUACCCCGGACGGGACUCAGACGAAUUGCCCUCAUUGUAAGGGAUUUUUCAGAAAUGCAGCUUGUUACCAGAACCAUUUAAAACCCUACAGCAGUAAUACAACGACCACGGUCUGCAGUUUAAUGGGGCGGUGUAACCAGUGUCAGAAAUGGAUGUCCAAGAAUUUAUUAAAACGCCACGCGUGUGGGGGUCAAACCGAAUGCCGCAUCUGUCACAAAGUCGUCACAAUGCCUCAUCACUGCUUUGUACAGACGAAACCCAAACCUAAGAAAGAAAAAGAAGAAGAGGAGUUGAAAAUAUACAUUUAUUACGAUUUCGAAUGCAGUCAGGAAAACGGUAUUCACAUUCCCAAUUUAUGCGUGGCAGAACGUGUGUGUCAACAUUGCGACAGUGUGGAUAUCGACAAGCCCUGUUCUCAUUGUGAAGGAUUCGGAUCACAACGCCGCUUCCUAUUUCAAGGCCCCGACACGUUAAAACAGUUUAUGGAAUGGCUCUUACAGAGCGAGACCGAUGAGCAAGGCCAUGUGGAACUCAAACACGAUGAAGCCACCAUCAUUGCCCACAAUUUCAAAGGAUACGAUGGGCAGUUUAUUUUGAAUUACCUGGUGCACACGGCGUGUAUCAAACCCACCGUCAUCCUGAACGGCAGUAAAAUCUUAUCCAUGCAAGUCUUGGGGUUGAGAUUCAUCGAUUCUUACAACUUUCUACCCUUUGCUCUUGCCAAGAUGCCCUCUGCUUUCGGAUUAACGGAAUUGAAAAAAGGAUAUUUCCCGCACUUUUUCAACACGACAGAGAACCAGCAGUAUGUGGGUCCUUACCCGGCCGCUCAUUUCUACAAUCCUGACGAUAUGUCCACCGCCAAUCGUGAAGCCUUCUAUACUUGGUACCAUCAACAAGAGGGCAAAGUCUUUGAUUUCCAGAAAGAAUUCUUAGCUUACUGCAUCUCGGAUGUGGAUAUUUUACGCCGGUGUUGUGCCCAUUUCAAAUCCACCCUGUUUGAUCUGGUGGAAGUAGACCCCUUUCAAGAAUCCAUCACGUUUGCCAGCACGGCUAAUUUAGCCUACCGACGAGGAUUCAUGGUUGAAAAUACCAUCGCCAUCAUUCCUAAUAUGGGCUACCGGCCAGCACGACGAUAUUCAGCUAAAGCUUGCCGAUGGCUCGCCUGGUUAGAACAUCAACAUCACUGCAUACGACAUGCUAGAAAUGGGGGCGAAGUCACGCUUGGACCCUAUACAGUAGAUGGGUAUGAUGAGGAAUCCCGUAUCGUGUACGAAUUCUAUGGCUGUUACUGGCACGGCUGUCCCACCUGUUACCCGAAUCUGUUGACUGACAUGCAUCCUCAUCGUGUUCAGCAUACGUAUCAAGACCUCUACCUGGACACCUUAAAACGAGCCAGUGCUUUAGAAGACCAAGGCUAUACAGUCGUGAGCAUAUGGGAACACGAGUUUGAUCGUCAGACCCAGACCAAUUCCGACUUACAGGAAUUUUUACAAGGAGUCGAUAUACAAGAUCCUUUGAAUCCCCGUGACGCUUUGUACGGAGGCCGGACCAAUGCUACACGACUGUAUUGUGAGGAGGGUGACAUGCGAUACGUGGAUGUCUGUUCCCUGUACCCGUACGUGUUGAAAUACAAGCCAUUUCCCGUCCAACAUCCCCAAGUCAUCACCAGCCAUUUCACCGAUGUCAGAGACUAUUUCGGGCUCAUUCGUUGUCGUGUCCUCCCACCCCGAGAGCUGUAUCACCCCGUAUUACCUUACAAGACCGGGGGUAAAUUACUCUUUCCCUUAUGCCGCACCUGUGCGGAACAGCGCAACUUAGGAUCCGACGAGCGGUGCCAGCACACCGAUUCUGAACGCAGUCUCACGGGCACCUGGGUGACCACCGAACUUCACAAAGCAUUAGAUCUAGGCUAUCGUCUCGACCGCAUUUACGAAGUUUGGCAUUUUGAGAAAACCAGUGACCACUUAUUUCGAGCGUAUAUCAACACCUUUUUGAAAAUUAAACAAGAAGCUUCCGGAUUCCCCGAGGAUUGUCAAACAGCCCAACAGCAGCAACAUUACAUUGAGGAAAUUCAGCAACGAGAAGGCAUUGCCAUGAAUCCGGCAGACAUCCAGAAAAAUCCGGUCCGAAGAACCAUUGCCAAACUCUUUUUAAAUUGUUUGUGGGGAAAAUUUGCUCAACGAUUACAAUUACCCAAAUCCCUGUAUCUCACGGAAGAAGAAGAAUUACAACAGAAAUUACAAGAUGCCACUUUAGAAGUCAAAGGCAUCGAACUCUUAGAAAAUCGUGAACGCCCCGAAUGUGAUAUGAUGCUGAUCAAUUAUCAGGAGAAAGAAGAAUUUUUAGAAGACUGUCCCUUUGGAAACGUGGUGCUGGCGUGUUUUACAACAGCUCAUGCUCGUUUACAUUUGUACGAGACGUUACAGCCUUUGGGAGAGCGUGUCUUAUACUUUGACACGGAUAGUAUCAUCUAUCAGCACGACGAGACCCAGUUCAAUCCGACCAUUAUCAACAGUUUAGGCGGCUGGACCGAUGAAUUGGGUGGAGAUCGUAUCAUCAAGUACAUGUCGGGCGGGCCCAAAAAUUAUGCAUACGAGACCCAGGGGGGAAAAUCUGUCUGCAAAGUCAAAGGAUUGACACUCAAUUAUCGUGCCUCUAGAGUCGUGUCUCUCGAUACGUUGGAAAAAAUGUUAAAAGGAGAAGAAGAAGAAGUCCAUGUCAGCUAUCCGCACUUUAUUCAACGAACCCGCCAACAUGAUGUGCGAACCAUUCCUCUGGUGAAGAAAUACCGCAUGGUGUAUGAUAAACGUCAACGUAUUCAUAACUAUGACACGCUGCCUUACGGGUAUUAAAAAGGACAUGCUAGAGAAAACCAUCAGUCGGCAAAAUGACGGACUACGAAUCACUACAUAACCCGGGUACACCACGUUAUGCUCUACUGUCAGAUCGAGUAACGUCGUUUGAAAAUGCUCCCGAACACUUGCAGAACCUAUUACCUACCAUUGCAGAAGCGGGAUACUUUUACAAAGGGUACGGGGAUAACACGUGCUGUUUUUAUUGCAACUUUGGACUUCACCAUUGGGGAGCUGUCGACAAUCCUUGGAUACAACAUGCUUAUUGGUAUCCUCACUGUCCUUACCUGAAGUGUAAUAAGGGUAAACAAUGGGUACGACAAGCCUUCAAUGCCUAUGCCCGCGCUAAAGACAGUGGUUGCGAUUGGGAAGGCUUACCCUUAGACGCGGCAGGGAAUCCAAUGUGUACCCAGAAAUGUCACAUUUGUUUAGAACGAGACUUGAGAAUUGCUUUUUUACCUUGUGGUCAUUUAUGUACUUGUGCUAUAUGUGCUACGGGACUGAAACAAUGUCCUAUUUGUAGACAUGGUGUUGAGCAAGCUGUACGUAUUUUUAUUUGUUAAUAAAUAGAUAUGAUUUUCCUGAACUUGUGUCAUUUAUCAAGAUGUAUACCUACGAGACACUUGAGCCUUUUCAGUUGAAACAUGAAUUUACCAUGGUGGUGGCCGGACCCUCUAAAUCGGGUAAAACGGAAUUUGUGAAGCAACUGGUACAAAAUACGCAGUGGAUUGCACCGCCUCCCGAAAAGAUAGUAUGGUGUUAUCGAGAAUGGCAGUCCGCGUACGAAUCCUUACAGGACAAGGUCACUUUUAUCCACAAUAUACCUCAAGACGAUGAGCAGAUAGUGGCGGAUCUCAGUACGCGUCAUCUACUCAUUUUUGAUGAUAUGAUGGGAGGUAAAGCCAUCGAAUCGAUUGUCGACUGGUUUACGCGCAAAGCGCAUCAUCGCAAUACCAGUGUCAUUUAUAUCACACAAAAUCUGUUUGAUCGAGCAGUACAACAUCGUACCAUCAGUCUGAAUGCUCACUAUCUUGUGCUGUUUAAAAAUCCUCGAGAUAAAUCUCAGAUUGGGGUGUUAAGUCGGCAAUUACAAAUGCCGCAUUUACUUCCAGCCUAUGAGGACGCCACCCGUGUACCUCACGGGUAUUUACUAGUGGACUUGAGUCCUCAGACGUCGGACGAUUUAAGAUUAAGAAGUCAACUCUUUACCAACUUGGCUGUGCACAUGCCCCCGAGAGUAUAAAUAAUGUCACA